Drechmeria coniospora is the source of this 738-nucleotide messenger RNA. Its product is annotated as phosphoglycerate mutase family protein. The record is from RefSeq and is a predicted model, not a curated record. Gene Ontology annotation, molecular function: phosphatase activity. The transcript is spliced from 2 exons. Lineage: Eukaryota; Fungi; Ascomycota; Sordariomycetes; Hypocreales; Ophiocordycipitaceae. Gene Ontology annotation, cellular component: cytoplasm. Bases 1 to 738 code for a protein of 245 amino acids.
AUGGCACCUACAAUCCACCUCGUGCGCCACGCCCAAGGCGUGCACAACCUCAGCGUCGAAAAUGAAUCCAUCCGCGACCCGGACCUCACGACGCUUGGCUCGUCGCAAUGCGCCGACUUGCGCACCGCGUUUCCCUACCACGACCUCGUCACCCGCCUUGUCGCUUCUCCCCUACGCCGGACGCUAGCCACCUGCGUCGCGGCCUUUGGCCACGACUCGCUUUACCCCAUCGUCGCACUGGAUGUCUUGCAGGAGGUUUCUGACUCGCCAUGCGACACGGGUUCUAGCACGCAGCGGCUUCUUGAUGAGUUUGGUGGCCGCGUCGACCUGGCUCGUGUGAGUGACGGAUGGACGGAGAAAGGAGCGGGUAGUGUCUUUGAACCGACCCUCGAGAAAAUAGCUGAGCGUGCACGGGAGUCGAGGACAGCGUUGCGGGCGCUGGCUGGAAGCGGCGAUGAUCAUGUCGUCGUCGUCUCUCACGGUGGCAUGCUCCAUUUCCUCACGGACGACUGGCAGGGCAUUCCGAACGGCCGAGCCACGGGCUGGGACAACUGCGAGUAUCGGUCAUACCAAUUUGCGGACCCAUCAGGGGCCGACGAUGAGGCUGCGCUCGUCGAGACCGAGGAGAGCUGGCGACGGCGCAAACUCAGCACGAAACCGCCAUCUCCUACUGAGCAACGUGAGUUACGAGCAGUCAUGCAGGACCGCGUCGCUCCGUACCUGAAGAUCAAAGCUUGA